Molecule: messenger RNA, 567 nt
Organism: Rhopilema esculentum
Lineage: Eukaryota; Metazoa; Cnidaria; Scyphozoa; Rhizostomeae; Rhizostomatidae
Source: RefSeq, a predicted model, not a curated record
AUGCCACCGGUCACACAUGGAAAUGUGAAAUUUAUGGAUGUAUCAUCCGGUUUUCCAGGCAGCAUUCACGAUGCAAGGGUUUUGCGUACGAGCUCAAUUCAUCAUACAGCGCAAAGGGGCGCUAUUCUGAAUAGGCCACUCGCAAAUAUAGAGAACCAGCCCGUAAAACCUUUCAUUAUAGGCGAUGGGACAUAUCCACUGAGCAGUUGGCUUUUAAAGCCGUACCCUGACAAUGGAGCAUUGACAAGAUCACAGACGAAAUAUAACAAAACUCUUUCUUCUGCCAGAUCUGUUAUGGAGAGGGCGUUUGGAAUUUUAAAAGCCCGUUGGAGAUGCCUAAUAAAAAGGCUUGAUAAUAGAACAAGUAAUGUUGUUGAGGUCAUUAUAACUUGCUGUGUUCUUCUUAAUAUAUGCGAAGAAAAUGGAGAUGAAAUGGAGGACGAAGAACUCACAGCGCGUGUUAUUGAACGCGAACAACAAGGCAACACAAUAAUAAACAAAGAUGUUGUUGAAAACAAUGGCGAAGAUCUUCGUGCAUUAAUAAAAAACUUUCUAAGAAACAAUUGA